AGGCUGCAUUAAAGGCUUCUACGGCGAUAACUGUUCCUUGGCAUGUCCAGAGAAGUGCAAAGACGGGCAAUGCAAUCGUCUGAAUAGAACUUGUUUACAGUGUCACCCUGGUGGCCAUGGCCCUUAUUGUGACGAAGGUAAGUAAGAAAGAUGGAGGUGAAAUAUCUGGAAGGUACCACAAAUGACAUCCGAAUAAUUUAGUUUAAUAGGACCCGGGUCCGAAAAACGGUGAUGCGUUUCCGGUUCCAUUUGACUAAAUGAUAUUCGGGAAACCCCAUAGUUUUUUUUUUGUGUCAGAGAACGGAAGCAAUAAUGGUGCGCCCUGGAGUGGAGGAACGGGGAUUAAUUACCCCUAACUACGCUACAGAUCUGCCAUAUAAUUAUUUUGUUUGUUUGUUUUUUAAAUUGGUUUGGUGUGUAAUGUUAAGAAAUGAUUUUUGAGGUCACAACUAUUAUUAAUUUGUAUAUAUUGCAAUACGUAUAUAUGUAUAUUUAUAUAAAAAUAUUUCCCUUUUUUUUCUUUAGUUAUCCUAAAAAUAUUAAACUUAUAGACUAUAAUGGCCUCAUUUUGAAAUGCAUUUCUCUUUAAGGCAGCCUUUGUUAAGAACACUUCUUUUUCUUCUUCUUACAAUUUGCGCGGGUUGGAAGGGCACAUAAACAUCAAAGGUAAUAAGUUGGGCGUAGGGUAACAAAAUGGCUUAAGAAGCACUGACGUAGGGUUGUUAAAAUUUGUUAUGUAGAGCAACCCCCCCACUCCACUUAUUUUUCGCAGCUUUUUGGUUCAGUGAAAAGAAAUCAUUGUAUCGAAAAUUUCGUAUUAAGUACAGAAAAAAAGUACCUAUAGUACAUUUGAGUUGUGUUACCUAGAGAAUAAAAACACACAGCAAACGCAUGACGACAAAUACAAAUAUUGCGUUUAUUUCUUUGAGACUUUAAAAAAAAAGUAAUAUUUAAAUAUCAUGGAUUUCAGAGAUUUUGAGAUGACAGUUGGCUUUAAUAGAGAUAUUAGAGGGUCGAAUUUUCAGGAUAAUUAUUAAAUUUGCAUUCUUUCCGCAGAAUCUCCCCCCCCCCACCUACGACCCAGUACGCAUAAUCUUUAAUAUCAACCAACCGCCCACCUCAUCUGGAGCAGCGCGAAAGUAAUCAGUGCAUGUGCAUGCUUUUGAAGUUAAAAAAAAAUAGCGAUUAUUUCCUCUUCGUAAUAGUUAAUAUUCUUCCCGGCAUUUCUCACCGUAAAAAGCCAAAUGCAUUUGCGGACUUCCUCAUCUACCUGGGUUGGUGUUUAAGCCACAUCCGGACAAGUGCUGACAGGUUGAAAAUGGGGGGGGGGGCGGUGGGAGGUGUGAAAUAUUUAUUUUGUGCGGACAUCCGUUUUGGUUAGCCUCUAAUACUUUGUUAUUUCGUUACAGCCGUGACACUGUACCCGGAAAUUUCAGCGCGAGAUGAAAUUGCUAUUUUAUGCUUUGUACUGGGUGUUGGACUGAUCUGUAUUGUCUUACCACUGUGCGUGAAAUGCAUAUGCUGCAUGAUGAGAAGGAAACACAAAACAAAAUGUUCAGACAACCGCCAAGUUGCUGAUGCUCAGUGGGUGUAAGCAAUCUUGUUGUUGUUGUUUUUUUUUAAACACCAUUUCACAUCUAAAUAAAGAAAGCCAAAUAGCAAGCUUGAUGAUAUAAAUGAUCCUAGCAUUCCCAAUUUCCACAUUUAUUUUUUUAAUUUUAAAAAAAGGUAAAAAGUGACUCUAAAAACGAAAAAACAAACCAAAAAAACCAGGAGGUUAGAGUCUAUAUCUGGACAGUCUGUCAUAUAAACGUUAGAGUAUGCAUGAAAUUUAUGUUGUCUAUUUAAACCAUGAAUUAAAUCUUUCGCAUUUCUUUUUCUGGUCUUUAAAUACAAGCUAAGAAACCAAUGACUCACACCACUCUACAUUCAUAAACACACCCAUGAUGAAUUUUGAACCAUUUAUCAAAUCAAUUUAUUGAAGCAAAAAAAAAAAUUAUAAAAAAAGAAAAAUUUAAAAAAUUUAAUUAAGAAAAUUAACAUUUAUUUUCAGGAAAUGAUUUUAAACCUAUAAAAAAUUAUGACUAAGUUCAUAUUCGCUAAAAGAUAUUUAAUUUUUUUUAUAAAUUCAAAUAUAUUUCAUUUAUUUUUUUUAAUUUCAGUUACAAUUACCCGACUUCUUUACAAUAUCAGUGAAACCUACCAUUGUCUGUAUUGAGGACGUAAAGAAAAUAAUGGAGAUAUGAAGCCAUCACCGUUUGGAAAAGAAAUUGAUUCAGUAGAAAUUAUCAACA
Molecule: messenger RNA, 2294 nt
Organism: Lymnaea stagnalis (great pond snail)
Lineage: Eukaryota; Metazoa; Mollusca; Gastropoda; Lymnaeidae
Source: the annotation of a GenBank genome assembly